AUGUUAUAUGAUGGUUUUCGAGUUAUAAUUACUUGUCUUAAUCAUUAUAACAACAAUACUGAACAUCUUGUUAAUGCUCUCUUUGACAAUACUGUGCCUGAACAUCUAAAAUUUGAACCAUCAAGUACAACAUCAGUACUAGUAUCUUCAUCGAAGAUUACAAAUGCAAAUGAAAAACCAUUCUCUAGCAAAGAUUUUUCUUUACUUGAACAACGUUCAAAUAUAUAUGAUAAUGAUGAAUUUGAUUUAUUUAAUCGAGAUGAUAUUGAUCUAACAAGAAUACAUCGAGGAAAAAAAACACGAGAUGCACCAGAAGAUCUUGAUGACAAAUCUCAUGUAAAAGAAAUGAGUGAACGUUAUGCUCGUCUAGGUCUUGUCGAGGAUGAAACAGAUGCUGAAUAUGAUGAUGAAUAUGAUGAUACUUAUGAUGAUGGAAUUGUUGAUGUUAGAGAUAAAGAUGAUACAAUUGAUAAUGAAUUACAAAAGAAUGAAAAUAGAUUAUUGGGAAAACAACCUCAACAUUAUCGUCAACAAAUGGAUAAUGAAGAAGAAGACAAUGAUGAAAGUCAAGCUAAACGUCGUAAUCAAUUUGUUGAAAAUCCUGAAAUAGUUCGUGAACGAAGAGCACAACAACGAGCAGCUUGGCAACAACGUCAUCAACCACAUCGAUCACAUACAGAAGAAACACAUGAUGUUGUUGGUAAUGCUCGUGGUCGUGGCCAAUCAGGCACAGUUACACAUAAUCGACGUUGGAAAGAUGCACAUAAAUCGUCUCAAGCCAAUCAUAAUCGUCGAAAUCGAGCUACUCAAAAAGCUAAUCGAGGAUUACUUUCUUAA
Molecule: messenger RNA, 837 nt
Organism: Rotaria sp. Silwood1
Lineage: Eukaryota; Metazoa; Rotifera; Eurotatoria; Philodinida; Philodinidae
Source: the annotation of a GenBank genome assembly